Molecule: messenger RNA, 1870 nt
Organism: Neltuma alba
Lineage: Eukaryota; Viridiplantae; Streptophyta; Magnoliopsida; Fabales; Fabaceae
Product: putative receptor-like protein kinase At4g00960
Exons: 7
Coding region: 1-1869 (622 amino acids)
Biological process (GO): defense response to bacterium; protein phosphorylation
Cellular component (GO): plasma membrane
Molecular function (GO): protein serine/threonine kinase activity; ATP binding
Source: RefSeq, a predicted model, not a curated record
AUGCCUUUCAACAUCAUAAUUUUGUUACUCUUCUUCAUCGGCUUCCUCCAUUCUUCUUCUGCUCAAGUCAUAGGUCGUAAUUCUCUUCACCCUCAAUGCUCCACCCACCACAAUUUCACCGCCAAUAGCACCUUCGACUUUAACCUCAACACCCUCUUUUCUUCCUUAACUUCCAACGAAACCGCCCACCUCGACUUCUACAACACCACCGUUGACGGCGGUGGCGAGACCAUAUACGGCCUCUUCAUGUGCCGGGGUGACGUCAACCAAGACGCAUGCCACCAGUGCGUCGUUGACUCAACGGCAGAGUUAGCUUACUAUUGCAGAUUUUCGAAGGCGGCCGUAAACUGGCUUGACCCGUGCUUGGUUCGCUAUUCUCAGCACAACUUCUUCUCCACCGUCGAUAGAAAGCCUAAACUGAAAAUGUUGAACACUAACAAUGUCUCGAACCAGGCAGGAUUCAUGAACGUAUUGAUGACUGUUAUGAACCUGACGGCAGAUGAAGCGGCGAAGCCUGCUUUGAUGAAAAAGAAGUCGGCGACGAAAGCGGUGGUGGUAGAUAUUCAAACUCUGUAUGUGAUGGUUCAGUGCACGCCGGACCUUUCGCCGGGAGAUUGCAGAACCUGUCUGCGUGGUGUGAUCGGGAACCUUCCAUGGUGUUGUGAGGGCAAGAUCGGAGGAAGAGUGGCAUAUCCAAGUUGCUUCGCUCGCUAUGAGCUGUAUAUGUUCUUUAAUUCUUCUACGCCUCUCCGGCCAGUAAGGCUGCCCCCUCCGCCUCCGCCUCCUCCUCCGGCUCCAUUAACUCCUCCAACUCCUUCAGAUGGUAAGCUUAAUGAUCUAGCCAGGUUUAUUUGUCUAGUUGGAAGCGAAAGCAACACUUUAGAGCCUCUGCAAUUCAGUUUGGCUACGAUUGAAGCCGCGACAAAUAAGUUUUCACAGGAAAAUUGUUUAGGUCAGGGUGGAUUUGGACAAGUUUACAAGGGCAUUCUUUCAAAUGGUCAAGAAAUAGCUGUAAAAAGACUUUCAAAAAGUUCUGGCCAGGGAGUAGAAGAAUUUAAGAACGAGGUUUUAUUAAUAGCCAGACUCCAGCAUAGAAAUUUGGUGGCCUUGCUAGGAUUUUGCAUAGAAGGGCAAGAGAAAAUUCUCAUUUAUGAAUAUGUUCCCAACAAAAGUCUUGAUUAUUUUCUAUUUGGUUCUCAAAAAAUCAAAGUACUAAAUUGGGAGGAACGAUGUAAAAUUAUAGGAGGAGUUGCUCGAGGAAUUCUUUACCUUCAUGAUUAUGCUCGAGUUAAGAUUAUACAUCGUGAUCUCAAGACAAGCAAUAUUUUGUUAGAUAAUGAAAUGAACCCAAAAAUUUCAGAUUUUGGCAUGGCCAAGAUGGUUGGAAUCCAUGAAAUUGAGGAAAGUACGAGUAACAUUGUUGGAACCUAUGGUUAUAUGUCUCCGGAAUAUGCAAUGUUUGGACAAUAUUCUGAAAAAUCAGAUGUUUUUAGCUUUGGAGUAAUAGUAUUAGAAAUGAUCAGUGGAAGGAAGAUCACAAGCUCUCAAGAUCAAUCUCAUGGCCUCCUAAACUAUGCUUGGAAUCAAUGGAAGGAAGAAAAGAUAUUAGAUGUAUUGGAUUCAAGUCUAAAUGAACCUGAAUCGUUGAAUGAAGUGGACAAGUGCAUCCAAAUCGGGUUGUUAUGUGUUCAAGAAAAUCCGGAAGCAAGGCCUUCUAUGGCUACAGUUGUUUCAUAUCUUAGCAAUGAUUCAAUUCAAUUGCCAUUUCCACAAGAACCUGCAUUCUUUCUGGAGGGCCAAAUGGAGCUUAAUACCGACAGUAAAGAAUCAAUUAAUGAAAUGUCUAUAAGUGAAUUCUAUCCUCGGUAGU